Schistocerca gregaria is the source of this 7181-nucleotide messenger RNA. RefSeq names its product serine/threonine-protein kinase 3 (gene hpo). Gene Ontology annotation, cellular component: cytoplasm. Gene Ontology annotation, molecular function: protein serine/threonine kinase activity; ATP binding. NCBI's taxonomy places the organism in Eukaryota, Metazoa, Arthropoda, Insecta, Orthoptera, Acrididae. The record is from RefSeq and is a predicted model, not a curated record. Gene Ontology annotation, biological process: regulation of MAPK cascade; intracellular signal transduction; protein phosphorylation. Bases 202 to 2196 code for a protein of 664 amino acids. The transcript is spliced from 13 exons.
CGCGGCUCCGUUGCCUCUGCGUGUUGUCGGCUGGCUCUCGCGCUUGCGCCCUGCGUGUGCAUAUCUGCGUGUGCCCUCUCCGCGCAGCCCGGGGGGCGGUGCGUGCUUGUCGAUAGCGGCUGGUUUCACAGCGUGUGCGCCAGCGCGACGACCUCAGACAAGAGACGGCAGCCGGGCCCGCGCCUGUGAUGUGACGCGGCCAUGGACACGCUGGUGUUCAAGAACGGCGGCGUGUUCGCGCCGGCGGAGCCCACCAUCAACUGCAAGACGUGCAAGGAGCGCCGCCGCCAGCGCCAGCGGAGGGCCUCCGCCGGCCAGGACGUGGAGCAGGAGCAGCGCGCCCGAGACGCCGGACCAGGUGAGCUGAAGAAGCUCUCGGAAGAAAGCCUGACAAGACAGCCGGAGGAAGUAUUUGAUAUCAUAUGCAAGUUAGGUGAAGGGUCCUAUGGCAGUGUCUAUAAGGCUUUGCACAAGGAAUCGGGCCAAGUGUUGGCCAUUAAACAGGUUCCUGUUGAUACUGACUUGCAGGAAAUCAUCAAAGAAAUUUCCAUUAUGCAGCAGUGUGACAGCCCCUGGGUAGUGAAGUACUAUGGCAGUUACUUCAAGAAUACUGAUCUUUGGAUUGUCAUGGAGUAUUGUGGAGCAGGGUCAGUCUCAGAUAUUAUGAGGCUGCGAAAGAAGACCUUGACGGAAGAUGAAAUUGCAACAAUACUAUGUGAUACUCUGAAGGGCUUGGAAUACCUACACCUGCGAAGAAAAAUCCACAGGGAUAUUAAAGCAGGCAACAUUCUGCUCAACACAGAAGGGCAUGCUAAGCUGGCAGAUUUUGGCGUGGCUGGCCAACUGACGGAUACGAUGGCAAAACGGAAUACUGUAAUAGGAACACCUUUUUGGAUGGCACCCGAAGUAAUCCAGGAAAUUGGCUACGACUGUGUGGCUGAUAUCUGGAGUUUAGGAAUUACGGCUUUAGAGAUGGCUGAGGGAAAGCCACCAUAUGGUGACAUACAUCCUAUGAGGGCGAUAUUCAUGAUCCCCACAAAGCCGCCACCUUCAUUUAGAGAGCCAGACCAGUGGUCACCAGAAUUUAUUGACUUUGUGAGUCGGUGUUUAGUGAAAAAUCCAGAAGAAAGGGCCACAGCUACUGAGCUAUUACACCAUGAAUUUAUAGGAAAUGCCAAACAGCCAAACAUAUUAAGUCAGAUGAUUGCAGAAGCACGUGAAAUACGAGAAAAUCAGAGUUACAGAAAUGUAGUGAGCUCUUCAGCUGCUGGAGCUGCUAAACAAAAUCAUGCAGAUGAAUCAGAUGAGGAUGAAGUUGUAAAUAACAAAACUAUGCUGCAGUAUCCUGCAGAUUCUGGAACAUUAGUGCCAACACGCGAUGUUGUCGAUGGUACCUUGGUGCCUUGUCGGGACAAUGCUACUUUGGUUCCCAAUAGUGAUGCUGGAACAAUGGUUGAACUGCAGUCCAAUCUGGGUACAAUGGUAAUAAACAGUGAUACUGAGGAGGAGCCUACAAUGAAAAGGCAUGACACAGGUCCAGGUGAACUGGGAAAAAAGUAUCGCCCACUAUUUCUCGAUCACUUUGACAAGAAAGAAGCUGAGAACAUAAAGGGUGGUACUCAAGCAGUUGCUUCAACCCAGACAUUGAACACUGGGGACGGAGUGCCUGCGGCCUUGCCUGUGGUGAGCGGCAGCUCCGUUUUGAACAACAACAGCCCACACCCGCAGACACAGCCUCAGCCCCCAACGCAACCACAGCUUUCCGCCGAGGAGAGGCAGCGUUUUCAGAGUCACCUCCAGCGCCAGUUAAACCAAAUCUCUGGGGCAGGUGCAACUGGAAUACUGCAUCACACACCUGUGCCACCUCCAAAUCCAUUCCAGGUGCCACGACAUCAUCAUGAAAACCAAGCAAAGUUCCAGAGGGCUUUCCAAGAUGGAGACUUUGAGUUUUGUCCUACACUUAGCAAAAAAUUGGCUCAUUCAUAUCAAAUGGCUCAUAGAAUUGCAGUUACUGAGCGUUUUCCCCCACCAAGUCGGCUUAAGUUCCUAAGCUAUGAGGACCUGCAGACCAGAAUGGCGAAUUUGGAUUCUGAAAUGGAAAGGGAAAUUGAUGAACUUCGCAGGAGAUAUCAAAGUAAACGACAGCCUAUCUUAGAUGCUAUGGACCAGAAAAGAAAAAGGCAGCAAAAUUUCUAAGAGUGGUUUGUGUACACAAAGCAGUGUUUCAGGUGAUAUCGUUCACUUGAGUGAAAUGGGGAAGAAAGGCUUUUUACUCACAUUGAGACUAACUUGACACAUCUGAAAGUGAGAGAAAGUAAGAUGUUACUAGGACAGAAUGUGAAGUUACUGUAAGAGAUAAGUGCAUCAUUAUGGAUAUAUUACAUUCUGUGUUAUAUCAUCUGGCAGUUUGACCCCAUUAACGAUAGGCCACACUGAAUAAAAAAAUUGAAAAAAAAAAAAAAUCCUUCACAUGCAACCUCAGUUCCUAAUGCAUAACAGAUGUGAUACUAUUUCAGUAACACCCUCUCCUCCACUUUCAUCCCUUCAUCUUCCUGUUGAACUGUUAAAAUACUAAAAUUACAACUGCUGUAGUAGCAAUGAUAGUAAUAUCAGGAGCAAUGACUACAGCAUAACAGUAAGAUUUUUAUUUUCCAUUUUGUCAUAUUUUGAAUAUUUGGUAAAUUCUUGGACGAAAGUGAUUAAACAAAAGGCAGUUUUUCAUUGAUGCACUUCAUUUUUAAUAAUUAUUUCAGUAUAGGGGAGAAUUAUCAGUAAUUUUCCUGUACUUGACUCUUUUGUAGAGCACAUUUCUUGACAGUGUUUGUUGUGCAUGUGGAACAUCUUGUUGAUUAAAGUGUUCAAACUGUAAAUGAACAACUUAUUGUAGACUUUGAGAGUUCUCUGUUGAGAUUCUAAACCUGUACUUCUGUGUAGGGAGAACAUUCAGUCUUUCAUCUGGAAGUGGGGUCAUUUACUUUGUGAAAUGUUGCGAAGUUGUAGUUUGAGAGAGAAACUUUGUUAUGGGUUAAAACUGAGAAAUGUUGUAACCUGCCUUUUAAAAUAUUUCUUCGACAUGUAUAGAGUUUAGUGUGUGUAAAAAUACGAGAACUGCAUUUUAAUACGUGCCUGUUUUGCAGGUUUUUGUGCCUGUUCACAAUUGACUUAGUGUCCUAUUUUUUUAUAUGGAUUAACAUGGUUCUGAUGUGUUCUGCAAAUACCCCUGUAGUUUCAUCAGACAGAGUCCAUAGCAAAAUAUUUAAGUCCAAAACAUUAGAUAUCAGUCACUUAAUCUUGUACCUGGACUUGCCUCACAAUUACAGUGCUACUCCAAAUUUUAUUCUUUAAAUUUAUCAUGUAAAAAGUUAAAUUUAUUGUGGUGCUCAGUAACCAUAAGUAAUAAUAUGGUUGAUGUAGUGGUUAGGUAUUGCGAUAGUGAUGUGAAAACUCAGCAAUAAUGGUUUCAUAAAAUGCCAUACCAGUACAUACCCCAUUGUUUCUAUGCAGUGGGGAUUGUUUAAUAGGAAGACACAGCAUCCUCCUGUUAACCUGUAAUGUAAAUGUGAAAGACUUUAGUUAUGAAAUGAUUAACUGCAUGAUUAGCAUAUUAGCUGUCACUGCUACUUUGAUUUUUCUUAUCUAAUCAGAAACAGCAUGAUGUGUAAUGUGUCAUUUGGCAGAAACUUAAUCAUUUCAUUAUUGAAUGAAUGAAUUUAUUUCACAUAUGUUGAAAGAAAUUAUAUAGGUAACAUCAAUAUGGAACUUUUGGAUGCUGUGCAGACAAAUACCUGUUGCCACAAAUCUGGAUGUCACAUCAUUCAAAUAAUUAAAAAAGUUUUAUGGGUAUUGGGUGAACUGCCUCAGGACCUGAGUUAUGUAAAUAGUAUUUGAAGACUGGUUAACCUUUAUAGUAAUGUGGCAAUAGGUUGCUUGCCCUGUAGAGAAUGAAAUAAUAGCUCUUUUAAAAUCACACAAUAGAAAAGAGAAACCAAUAUUUUCGACAAGUGUCUAUAGAUUGCCAUAUUUCUUAUCCCACUUUUUAUAAUGUAUAGCACAAGACAGUGUGAAAAAGUUGUGUGUGAGGUGUGAGAGAGAGAGAGAGAGAGAGAGAGAGAGAGAGAGAGAGAGAGAGCACAUGACUUGCCUAUAGAUCAUAACAAAUAUUUGAGAGUUAGUAUCUUGGCCACUAUAUUUUACAGUUAUUUCUGUAUGGAUUAUUUUAUGGACUUGAAAUGAUAAUAGUCCAUAUUGUAAAGUAGUUGUUCUUUUCAUUGUGACUUUACUUCUUAACAAGUGAUGUAAAGUUACUCUUGGUUGUAUUGUAAGGCGUCAAGAAAUUGUGGAAGUUUGGGUAACAUUUUUAGUAUUUUUUGUCUUUUAGAUACUGCAUUUUUGGGCCACAAGGGCAUGGUCUAUUAAAGUUGAAGACAGUGAUUUAAAGUUUCGUCACUAGCUUGCAAGUAGCUGCUCAUGUAUUGAGUAAUGCUGAGGCUGGGAACUUUUGUCAGCUUUAAUUCCUGUAGCCUCCUGCACUUGAUUCUCACAUAUUUAUAGAUUAUGUUGUAUUUCCACAUAAGCUAUCUCAGACUGCACAUUUGAAUUUUUGUGGGUAAGUGCUGGGAGAAAUACAUAGGUGAAUGUGUUGCCAACAGUGAAAAUAAGAACUGCUUUCACCAAUAUAUAAAUAGAACAGUUUUUUGUAAAAAUUAAGCACAGUAAGCAGUUUAUUCUGAUGGGCAGGUAAAACGAGACAUUUGUGCAGAGAUCCUUAUCUCAUCACCUCAGUGACACAUUAUUUUUGAAUGUCAGCCUAUGAUAUUACUUUGCUUUUACAUGCUUACCAGCUAUACAUUUCAUAUUAUUACGAUAUUAGUUAGCUUUUCACUUUAAGUCUUUCCCACUACACUGUUUGCCAUGGUGUUUGAUAGUGUUGCUAGAUAUAUUAGCGUGCAGGUGCAAGCUUAUUGCUUACUCCCAAUGGCAGGACAACUGUAGUGGUAGUUGUGUAGUGGUGAUUUAUAAUUUGAGAGAGUGGGAAAAAUUGAGUGAGGUAGUUAAUGAGACUUGGGAGAGGGGGUAGAGGUAUCUUCAGUUUUCUGGCACCUUCACUGCAUUAACUGUAACACUCAAUAAUAGUUUUAAAUAUUGACUACAUAAGCUCUGUACUACAUGUUAGAUAUAUGAAAGUUAAGUGAAAUGAGUACUGUAAAAGUGACAGCCAAAAAUAGUUUCUUACAUUUAAAUGGUGCAUAAAUUUUAAUUUGUUAAUGAAUUUCACCACCUUGGCACAAAUUUUUUGUCAAAUAUGAAAUUUGUAGGGAUCAAUUCAGCAGUGCAGUUACUGAUGUGUCUUCUAAGAGCAUAUUAAUCUGAUGUUAGUAGAUGGAUGGUGGCCAAUUCACCAAAGAAUAUGGGAGGAAAUGAUUCACCUAGCCUUGAUGGAUUUUGAAAUACUGCUACGCUGUUGCCAAAUACAUUAUCACUGAGAAGUGUACUGAAGUAUGAUUUGCCUCAGAAUAUGCAAGUAUAAAAUUGUGCGGUCUGCAUAAAAUACUUUCCGAUUGGACUUGACACUUCGAAGUGAGGCUUGAUAAGAUUUUUCAUUUUUUUUUCUUGUACUUCUCUUGUUGUGAUCUGCAGGUGAUUUGAUUUGAACUACAAUGUCCCUAAAAAAUUUCCUCAGGAUUGUAAGUGUUAACACUGAACCUGAGAGCAGCCUUAGAUGUACAACAAUCAUCAUAGAGUAUGCCCUCAGAUGUGCUUUAGUUUCAUUGUGUGUGUGUGUGUGUGUGUGUGUGUGUGUGUGUGUGUGUGUGUGUGUGUGUUAUAUUUGGAAAAAUCCACUUUGUGCAUGUAUCCAUUUUAAUUCUUCGUAACAAAUUUUUUGAACUGAUUACGAACCACAUUUACCUGGCAAAAUGUUCCAGUGUACCAGAAUCUCCAGAGUAAUAUCGUUAUUAACAGCAGUAGAAGUUAAAUAGUCUUAAAACAAAAUGUUCAGGGCUGUAUUUAUUUAAAAAAGUUGUUUUCAUGUUAUGAUCUAUUAAAAUAUUGUAAGUAAAAGAAUGUAUAACCUCAUAUUCUCUAGUUAUAUUAUUUUAUAUUAGUUCCAUUUCAGUAUCAGGUUAUUUUCAUUAGCAGCAAAAAUUGGAAAAAUCUGGUGACAUAAAUUAUCAUUAUUUGUGACUUAUUGAAAUGAAAUGUAAAAGAUGUUGUAUAGUGUGGUAUCAGAAUCUCAGUUUCUGUGUACCAUAUGUGAACAAAUUCUGGGAAAUACAUUGAAGCCACAGUCUUAAUACACUAGUGUGUACAAAUUACACUUUGGCAUGAAUUUGUGAUACUACUGCAUGAUAUCAACUAAACAAUGUGUUCCUGCUCAUUUAUGUCAGAAAAUCAUGUAAGUUCAUACAAACAUCAUGAAUAAUGUACAGUGUAAUAUUGGGAGUGUGAAUAUUUGUAGAAUAACUGUGUGCACUGUUCUAAAGUAUGUCAGAUUUGUUAAUUGUUUUUAAACAAGUGUGUUUCAUAAGCAUUAGGUUCCGUAAACAAUACGUUUUAUUACUUUGUGGAAGUAAAGUGGUUUAAUCUUUUUCCAAAAGAGAGUAGGACACAUCUUAAAAACUGUGGUGCAAUAUAUUUAUUUUAAUAAAGAAAUGUAUCAUGCUGUUAACAUUUUUGGAAGCAAAUGGGCCCAUUACUUUUUAAUUGCCCCAAAGCUGCAUACCAAUUAUUUCAAGGAAAUAAAAUAUUUUCUGACAAUUGUAGAUACAGUGGCUUUGUUGUAGUGUCUGACAGCAUGACCAUCUGUUAUCUUAAUGUGUGCCAUUCUAGUAUAAUAGAAAGCUCAAGAAAACAUUUAUCAUGAAAAGUUAUCAGGAUUUUUGUUGUGAAUUGAUCAGUUGAGAAGUAACAGGUAUUUGUAUUAUAGUUGUAAGAAAAAUUGUAUGUAAUUAACAAGUACUGUCAUGUGUAAAAAUGUCAUUCAGUUGAUGAUUACUUCUCAAUUGUAAAUACAUCACAAAUGGGCUUUUAAUUUUGCAUCAAGCCUGUUGUGGGAGUGCAACUUAAAGCACAAAUUGUUCAUUAAAUUUGACACAGGUAUUCUUUCUCCUCUGUGGGAGUGACUAUGUGACACAAUUACUUGUAAAUAAGAAUUUUUUAAAAAAUAUAUUAUUUCAAAUGUU